AAGACAAGGGACAUAAUUAUACAAAAUUUGAAUAGCCUCAGGAGUUAUCUCCUUUGAACAAAACAUACGGUCUGAACACGGACUACAAUCUAGGUAGAGGACCACUAGGCAAUGCUACAUACCAAGUAUCAAAGGCCUAGGACUUGAACUUUCAGACAAGAAGAUUUUAAAAGUUUUUUUCCUAUGUAUUAAGUCUAUGUGAAACUUGGGAUCCCCUGGGGCAGGGCCUCUUUUCACCCAAGGUGCAUAAUUUGAAAUGUAAAACCCUCGUUGACAAGAAACAUAUAAUAAGUUUUUAGCAAAGUUUAAGUAAAAGAUCAAUUUUUAAGUUCCUGGUUGAAAACAAUGAUUGUAUACACUCAGCUGAAAAGAUUUUAAAGUGCGGUGAUUAUAAGUUUUAUACUCUCAUUUCUGUCAACAGCUUACAAUAUUUAAAGGCACCUGAAACAGCAGGACAUUUUUUUUUCAUUAUUAGACAAUGAAUGUUGUAAAAAGAAGUUUUCUGACAACAUUUUUUCUGUUCAUUAACUGUCACUGUUCUGUAAUCAAUAUUGCUGGAACUAAGCCAUGGUCAGGAUGUACACAAGCUACAAAGACUGACCUAAACUGCCGUUUUAUACCUAAAGAUAUUCCAGAUGGGAUUAAAAGGGUCUACUUGCAACAAGAAGAGACUGGACGUCCUUUGCCAAAAGUAGUUACGAAAGGAAUGUUUACAGCAAAGAACUGGAAUGAGAUUGAAUAUCUUGAAUUUAAAUACGAACACAAUCCUUUAAAAAAAAUUGAUUCAAACGGACUAUCUAAUUUACUGAAUUUGCGAGAACUGCAUGUUCACGCAGACUUUCUUGAUGAACUACAUUCUGAUGCCUUUGUAGGUCUUGGAAAACUUCAAGUACUGGACCUGUCAACAUGUCCUAGUCUUUCAACUGGUAACCUAAUGCAAGCGCUUAAUGGCUCCGAUAAAUUACCAAACAUGCAGAAACUAUCCAUAGUAUGGAUGAAUUCUUAUUACGGAGGUAUAGAAAUAGGACCUGAAAUGUAUGAAAUUCUUCGAACUAAACAACUUAAAUCAUUGGAUAUCAGUAACUGUGAUAUUGCAUUUUUAGAUUUGCAAGGAAUCCAGAAACUCACAAAGCUGCAACGUGUAAUUGCUACGAGUAUAAAACUGGCCAGGUACAACAACAUCAAUUAUACUGACACUACAUUGAAUUUAAAAUUACUGAAUUUGAGUUAUGCAACAGUGCCAGAUAAUAUAAUUGGAACAUUAUCAUAUUUAAGAAGUCAGUCAGACCUGGAGUUCACAAUACAAGUAGAUCAUUUAAAACCUAUUUCAAAUUUAGAAACUGUUGAUCUGUCAAACAUAGUAAAACAUGACAUUCCAUUCCAGAUACGCAAUGGGACCCUUAUUGUUAAGACAAGCUUAAAUUGGUCAAUUAACCAUAUAAACCUCCACAGCAACAAUUUUCAAUACCUGGAUCUCAAGAUAGUUUUGAGUGGAUGCAGUCACCUGGAAUCUCUAGAUGUUUCGAACAAUCAAAUGCGAUUUAUUCACCCAGACAUUAUAAAGCAAUGCAAGAAACUCAAACAUCUUGACCUGUCUCAUAAUUCUCUAAACCAGAUGGCAAAUUACAACAAUUCAUAUUUUAAAAAUCUUACUUCUUCCUACUUUAAUAUGACUUCCAUUAAUCUGUCAAACAAUAAGCUUGAAUCAAUUCCUGAGGACUUCUUUCUGUCAAACAAGUUUCUGGAGAUUAUAGAACUAUCAAAUAACUUACUAAAUCAGGCAGAAUUUCAUAUGGAACAUAUGUUGAACCUGAAGAGACUCGACCUCUCAAAUAAUGGUAUAAGUGUCCUCAGUACAAAUAGCAUACAGAGGCUUCAAGCUAUGGUUGAUUCUAGGACCAACAAAUCAACUUUACAAAAUCUUCUGGACCUAAGAAACAACCCUUUCUCUUGUGAACGAUGCGAAACUAUUAAUUCAGUGAAAUGGAUUUUGGAAACGAAUCUUGUUGAUGUUCAAGAACAGCAUCUUUUGUGCCGCAAUGAAAAUGGCAAGUCAGUGCCCAUCAGCAAGGUUGUCCUAACUGAACUUGAAAAAAUGUGUGAACGCCCAAGUCGAAUCACAAGAACAGUUUUCUUAUCAACAUUUUUACCGUUGGUAACAAUUGUUUUCAUAUUCAUAACUAUUUUCCUGAUAAAAAAAUACAAACAUCAACAGAAAUAUGACAAAGUUAUGAAAGAUAAAGUCCGACUAAUUCAGAAAAACAAAGCUGACACUCGUUAUCUUGUUUUCGUUUCAUAUAGUAGCGCAGAUGAAAUGUUCGUUCAGAAGUUUGUAUACCCGGAACUUACACGUCACCUUAAACAGAGAACAAAAACAGACAGAGAACUAGUCUGCAUUGGCGACAAACAUUUUCGACUUGGUAAAAUGAUCAGUGAUGAAAUGGUACACUGUCUUCGACAAUCGGCUGUAAUGCUAAUUCUAGUUUCGAAGAACUAUUGUCACAGUGUUUAUUGCCGUAACGAAUUUGAUCAAGCCAAGCUGUUGGAAAAACCCAUCAUUCUCAUGUUUAAAGAAGAAGUUGAACAAUGUGAAAUGCCGGAUAUGAUGAAGGAAGUAUUCACAAGGUAUUCUAGAGUGCUUUGGGAGUGCAAAGAUGGAAAACCUGUUCUAAAAACAACAUGGGAAAAUGUUUGCACUUCUAUUCUUGAACUCAUGGGGUAACAUUGUACUCUAAUUUUCAUUUGUCAUUAUUCUUGUCAGUAAUCAUGUGUAAAUAAUUGUUUUUGCUUUCUGUUCUUUGAAGAUAAUUAAAACAGAGGCCCUGAAUACAAGCAGUCCAACAAAUAAACAAAGAUCAUGCAGAACAGGUACAAAAUUGUUAGAAUGUUUGAAAACAUGAAAAUGAACUAUUUUUAGGAAGUAUAGGGCUUAGCAUUACGUUUUGAGAAACAAAAAUCAAACAACAUCAAAUCAUAGAAAGAAAGAGUUGUUUAACAUGAAAAUUGAACAGCAUGUAAAACAUGUAUAUUACUUUACGAAACAAGUGUCAGUAUAUUGAUAUAAACAUUGAAUUCCAGAAAAGGACUGCCUAAAGGGGCCCCACUUCCACACAAUCAAACGCCUUUAGAAACUCACCAUUUUACACAAGUUCAUUUUGAUGCAUUUACAACAGCAUGCAAGUGGUGAAAUUUCACAUAACUAGGUGGAGCACAGUUUUCAGCAAUUGUUUAUUUUAAUUCUUCACAAAUGACAUUCAUUUUCAAAGGGGGACAACUUUUUCAGAAUAUUUUAAGUUUCCGUCGCAUGGGGCUGUAAGGCAGAACAUGUAAUGGUCAGGUAAAAUAUUGGUAAAGAUGUUGUGUGUUUAUCAAAUAUUUCUGUGUUUUGGUGAUAUACUCCUAAACCUGAAGAAAAUGAGAAAUAACAAGUAUCUAGAACAAAUUGACAGUGACAUAUUAUUCAAUGUUGGGAAAAAGCCAGUCAAUGUAAGUAUUGACCAGGGGGUCAGUUCUGGUUUAAACCAGUCAAUACUGGUAGAUUCACUACUAAGGUCACUCUUGGGAGGUCAAUACUGAUUUAUUCAACACUUUUACAUUCUUACUCAACAUUUUACAUUCACAGAUUAGCAUAGGCUGUAAUAGUAAUAGAAAAAUAAUAAAGUAAUUUGAAUAAUAUUAACCCUUAGCCUGGUAAAUUUCUAAAACGGACUGGUCAAUCAUUCAAUUCGGGCAGUACCACUUAUUAUUCAAACAGGUGUUUACUGAAAAUUUACAGACUGAAUAGUGAACAGUGCAGACCAUGAUCAGCCUGCACAGAUGACGUGCAAACUUAAAAGACAACUAUUGUUUUAUUAUCAAAUGCAGCCUACUCAUAAGUAUAAGCACUAAAUAGAAAUAUCUGCAGCCUUUGGUCGUUUGUGGUAAAUAAUGUGUAGCGAGUGGUGAAAUUUCACAUAACAAGGAAGAACACAGUUUUCAAUAAUUGUUUAUCUUUAUUUCAAUACAAAUGGCAUUCAUUUUCAAAGGGAGACAACUUUUUCUCGAUGGAUACUUAAAAUAUAAAUUUUGGAAAAAGUUGUCUCCCUUUGAAAAUGAAUGCUAUUUGUAACGAAAUAAAGAUAAACAAUUGCUCAUGUAUAACAACUCAUUCUUUCUAUGAUUUGGUGUUGUUUGAUUUUUGUUUCUCAAAACGUAAUGCUAAGCCAUAAUCUCUUUUCCAGUUCAAUGUAAAUAGAGACUUUAACAUGCCGUGUAAUGUUGUGCUAUGCAGAGCAUGUAGCUAACACCUCUGUGAAGUGUAAGUGGUCUCUAAUCUAUUUUGCACUAACUACUUACAAGUUUACAUACAUAAGUGCUCCUUUUCAUAAAUUGAUAACUAAAAUUGGAACAUGAUCAGAAUCACCUAGACUGUUCUCUGUGUAAUCUGUUUUUUUUUUGGGAGACUAAACAAUAAUCAUUAUAGAGGAGUUUUCUGAGCUUUAAGAACUUUGUAGAAUUUUACAUGUGUUUAUGCUCUUUUCCUUUUAUAUAUGUUAAUGUUUAUUUUUUGAUAUGUUGCUCACAAAAGAGUUAUUGUUGUAAUAAACAAUUAACCUGUUGUAAA
Mercenaria mercenaria is the source of this 4603-nucleotide messenger RNA. Its product is annotated as toll-like receptor 3. The coding region runs from base 479 to 2722 and encodes 747 amino acids. The transcript has a single exon. Gene Ontology annotation, biological process: toll-like receptor signaling pathway; immune response. The record is from RefSeq and is a predicted model, not a curated record. Gene Ontology annotation, cellular component: plasma membrane. Gene Ontology annotation, molecular function: protein binding; transmembrane signaling receptor activity. Lineage: Eukaryota; Metazoa; Mollusca; Bivalvia; Venerida; Veneridae.